AUGCAUUCUAUCCUUAUUUCUUCCUUUUUGUUAUUAAGUUCUGCACUAUUCGUUUCAGCUGAUUAUGGUGUUUCGAGUCCUCCUGCUGGAGAAAUCUUUAAAAUUGGAGAUAAACUUGAAGUAAAAUGGACAGUAGGAAAUAUAGUAGAACCUUCUGUGGAUGUUAAAUUGGUUCAUGGUCCCGCUGAAAAUUUACAAUUGUUUAGAAAGUUAUGUACACUUGAUCCAAAAGUAGGAACAUGUACAACCGCUAUCGACGAAAAUAUUCCUUCUGGAAUUGAUUAUGCCAUUAUCAUUGCUGGAAAAGAUAUUGGUUUUUCAAGCUAUUUUACUAUUCAAGCUAAAGGUCUUCUUCCUGAAAAUAAGGGAUGUCCAAAAAUGGGUGGUAAGGAUUGUCCAGAAAAUCUCCCUUGUUGUAGUGCAUCCGGUUUUUGUGGUGCUACCGAGGGACAUUGUGGAACCGGUUGUCAACCUGGUAAAAGUUUUAAUGGAGUUUGUAUUACAAAAGGUGUUGAUAAUCUUAUCAAACAAAAAACGUCUUUAAAAUCCUCUGUUGUAAAGUGUGGAAAAAAGAUAUGUAACUCCUUGGCACCUUGCUGUAGUGAAAAGAACGUGCAACCUUCAAACACUGCGGAAAAGGCUGCCAAGUCAAAAAGAGCUUGA
Molecule: messenger RNA, 663 nt
Organism: Funneliformis geosporum
Lineage: Eukaryota; Fungi; Glomeromycota; Glomeromycetes; Glomerales; Glomeraceae
Source: the annotation of a GenBank genome assembly